Hyaloscypha bicolor E is the source of this 441-nucleotide messenger RNA. RefSeq lists its product as uncharacterized. Bases 80 to 304 code for a protein of 74 amino acids. The transcript has a single exon. The record is from RefSeq and is a predicted model, not a curated record. Lineage: Eukaryota; Fungi; Ascomycota; Leotiomycetes; Helotiales; Hyaloscyphaceae.
ACUUCAUCAACACUUCAAACACAACUACUUCCUUAAUACCUAGAAGAAGCUCCUUCUUCAAACUUUCAUUCUCAACAUCAUGAAGUUUCGGGUCACUCUCCUCUCACUUUGGUUCUUGGCCACACUCAUCGCAGCCUCACCAGUUGCAGAACCCUCGGUUGCCAUGUCGAACUCCACUUUCGAAGAGAAACAUGGAUGUCCAUCUCAGGGCUGCCCGCACAACUCUGCUAGCUCUAUCUUAGGCUCAAGCUGCUUGGAGGCGGUCUAUGGAGCCCUCAUCGUAUCUCUUGCUGCGUUGGUUUGAUAAUGGGUUAGACUGGAUAUGGAGCAAUGCGUUUCGACACACUAUGACAGACAAUGCCACUUAGCAUCAAGUGGAGACAAUAGAUCCGCAUAUGUGUCAUCUUCUGGGAGUUCCAAGUCUUGGUUUGUGAUGACGGC